AUGAGCAUAAAUGAGGACGCAAUUACAAACGAACAACGUAGAGAUCUAUUUACUAUAUGGAACUAUGAUGGGAAGAUAGCAUACCAAGACAUCAUUGAUGCAACCGAACAAUUUGACCCCAAGUAUUGCAUUGGUGUGGGAGGACAUGGAAGUGUUUAUAAAGCAGAGUUGUCAACAGGUCAACUAGUAGCUAUUAAGAAGAUCACCUCUUAUUCAGAUGGCGAGAUUUCUGAUCAACAAACUUUCAGAAAUGAAAUUCUUAUGAUGACGGAAGUGCGACAUCGAAAUAUCGUGAAGUUGUAUGGUUUCUGUUCCCAUGUACGACACUCAUUUUUGGUGUAUGAAUAUGUGGAGAAAGGAAGCUUGUCUAAGAUCCUACGCAUGGACGAAGAAGCGGUAGAAUUGGAUUGGACUAAAAGGGUUAAUAUCGUUAAAGGUGUAGCCCAGGGUCUAGCUUACUUGCACCAUGACUGCUCACCACCAAUAAUUCAUCGAGACAUAUCAAGCAACAAUAUUUUGUUGGAUUCAGACUUUGAGCCUCAUGUCUCAGAUUUCGGCAUAAGUAGAUUUCUAAAGCCUGAUUCAUCCCAUUUGACAGCUCUUGCAGGAACAUAUGGAUAUUUUGCCCCAGAACUUGCUUACACAAUGAGGGUGACCGAAAAAUGUGAUGUCUAUAGCUUUGGUGUAGUAACAUUUGAAGUGAUGAUGGGAAAGCAUCCAGGAGAAAUCAUCUCCACUUUGUCAUCAUUAUCCUAUUCAGCAUUGCCAUCUUCUGAACAAAACAUACUAUUGAAGGAUAUAAUUGACCAGCGCAUCUCACCCCCCAUAAAUCAAGUUAAUGAGAAAUUGGCUUUGAUUAUGAAGCUGGCUUCUUCUUGUUUGCAUGAAAAUCCACAAUCUCGGCCAAGCAUGCAACAUGUGUCUCAAGAGCUAUCAAUUUGCAGUGUUUUCCAAAGCAACUCCUCGCAUUGAAUCUUAAGAUGUGAAUUUAGU
Messenger RNA from Telopea speciosissima, 993 nucleotides. RefSeq names its product MDIS1-interacting receptor like kinase 2-like. The coding region runs from base 1 to 972 and encodes 323 amino acids. Gene Ontology annotation, molecular function: ATP binding; protein kinase activity. Lineage: Eukaryota; Viridiplantae; Streptophyta; Magnoliopsida; Proteales; Proteaceae. The transcript is spliced from 2 exons. Gene Ontology annotation, biological process: protein phosphorylation. The record is from RefSeq and is a predicted model, not a curated record.